Molecule: messenger RNA, 2289 nt
Organism: Dunckerocampus dactyliophorus (ringed pipefish)
Lineage: Eukaryota; Metazoa; Chordata; Actinopteri; Syngnathiformes; Syngnathidae
Gene: slc37a4a
Product: solute carrier family 37 member 4a
Exons: 8
Coding region: 596-2035 (479 amino acids)
Biological process (GO): glucose-6-phosphate transport; phosphate ion transmembrane transport
Cellular component (GO): endoplasmic reticulum membrane
Molecular function (GO): glucose 6-phosphate:phosphate antiporter activity
Source: RefSeq, a predicted model, not a curated record
CAUCUUUGAUCAUUAAUUGCAAAGAAAGCAGUGGGGAGACAUGUGAAUCCAUCCAGCCAUCCAUUUUCUAUGCCGCUUGUCCUCACUAGGGUCGUGGGGGUAUGCUGGAGCUUAUCCCAGUUGACUUCUGGCGAAAGGCGGGGUCACCCUGGACUGGCGGAAGCAUGUAAAUCGUGUUAUGUUAUUUCUAUUUUGUUUACUUGCGGGAACAUUGGUCAAGGCAUUGUAACAGUAAAUGAUUAACCUCAUUAGUCCUCGGGCUCCCACUUGUGCAAACAAAGGAGAAAUCGUCUGUUUUUAAAUGACCAUAUAUUUAGUAAAAUGCUUGCCUAAAUGGGACAGCAUUCUGCCAUCUGAUUCCAUUCUUGUACAAAGCACGGACCCGGCUUGGGAUAGCUGCCAGAUGAAGUCAUUUAUGCACUUUGGGAGUUGACCAUUAACUUGAGCAGAUGACAAACAGCCCUCACUUGUAAGCAGUUGCCGUUGCUUCACUGUGCAUCCUGAAGCAAAGUUCACAGACAGCAGGCGGAGGUCUGCUGAUCUCCGGAUUCCCGUCUAUUUUUUAUAUUGUGUAAAUAAAUACGCAUCAGCAGUCAUGGCUAGAGCAAGCUACGGAUACUAUAGGGCCACUAUAUUUUUGGCCAUGUUUGUCGGCUAUGCACUUUACUACUUUAAUAGGAAGACAUUCUCUUUUGUGAUGCCUUCACUGAUGCAGGAAAUCAAGCUGGAUAAGGAUGACCUGGGCAUGAUCACCAGCAGCCAGUCUUUGGCCUACGCUAUCAGUAAGUUCAUCAGCGGCGUGCUGUCAGACCAGAUCAGUGCACGCUGGCUCUUCUCCAUUGGCCUGCUCAUGGUGGGAGGCAUCAAUGUCGUCUUCUCCUGGUCAUCCACCGUGGCUGUCUUCUCUGCACUGUGGUUCCUCAACGGCCUGGGCCAGGGCCUGGGAUGGCCUCCCUGUGGACGAGUGCUGCGCAAGUGGUUCGAGCCCUCCCAGUUCGGAACGUGGUGGGCAGUCCUGUCCUGCAGCAUGAAUCUGGCAGGCAGCUUGGGCCCCAUCAUCGCCACCGUGCUGGCCCAGACAUACAGCUGGAGGACCAUCCUGUCCAUGUCUGGACUCAUCUGUGUGGCCGUCUCCUUUGUGUGCCUGCUGGUCAUCAAGAACGAGCCCAAAGACGUGGGUCUGCCCGAUGUAGAAGUGGCAGCCAAGAAGAGCAAAGGAGACUCAUCCAGUGAUGAGAGCACACUGUCGGAGUUCCUGCUUUCUCCUUACCUGUGGCUGCUGUCAGUCUCCUACCUGGUGGUGUUUGGGGUGAAGACAGCCUGCACUGACUGGGCACAGCUGUUUCUCAUUCAGGACAAGGGACAGUCUGCACUCAUGGGUAGCUCAUACAUGAGCGCCCUGGAGGUGGGAGGUCUGCUCGGCAGCCUGGCAGCAGGUUACCUCUCUGACAAAGCUGUGGCCAAACAAGGCUUGAGGAUUUACGGCAAUCCUCGCCACUUUGUCUUGGUCGCCAUGAUGGUGGGGAUGUUUGCGUCCAUGCACCUGUUCAGAAUCACCAUCACUCCAGACAGCCCGAAGGUGUGGAUCCUCAGCUUGGGUGCUGCUUUUGGGUUCUCCUCCUACGGGCCAAUCGCCUUAUUCGGGGUUAUAGCCAAUGAGAGUGCUCCAUCCAACUACUGCGGGAUGUCACAUGCUAUUGUUGCCCUCAUGGCAAACAGUAAGUGGAUUAUUGUUUCCCUUCAGAAAUGUGACUUGAAGGAACACCAACAUAAGUUGAAUGUUCAAGAUGAAACGCUCCACCACAACAUCAUCAUCAAACUUACCGCACCUGCUUUUUCAUAUACUUCGGUGGCUUCCUCUCCGGGCUUCCGUUCAGCACCGUCGCCAAGCAUCACGGCUGGGAAACAGCCUUCUGGGUGGCAGAAAUGGUGUGUGGUGUCACCGCCGCCACCUUCUUCCUGCUGCGUAACGUCCGAACCAAGAUGGGUCACGUGGCCAAGAAGUCCGACUGAGACGUCAAAUGCCAGAAGAUAAAUAUGUGACGCCUUGACUAUUACUUUUUGACCUAAUACUGUAGUUUUGUACGCACCACAGUAGUAGAUACAGUGUGUAAAAAGAAGUUUAUAGAAACGUUAGGCAGGAAUGUAAUUAGGGAGCAAAUGAAAUACACUACUAAGUAAGUGCUUCCUCAAGUAUUACCAUAACAACAUUAACUACCCUUAUUUUUUUUAAACACCUUCUAAAACUUGAAUAAACAUAUUUUCUGUCAUUUGUACAGAAACAAGCAC